AUGCAUGCUACCAUUGCUCUGCGAAACGCUACCCGCACCCCGCUCAUCCGCUUCGUCGGCAAGCGCUCUGUCCCUCAGACUAUUGACCACACUCCCCGUGCUCACCCGGCCUCUCCUACCGGCACUCUCCCCGACUCUUUCGCCGCCUACCGGGCCAAGGCCCAGCAACACGGUCCUCUCGGACGUGCAUCUUUCACUCAAGGCUCAGUCGGCCGCAGCCCGGGAGCUUCCCUCGGACCCAUCCAGCCCAAGCAGGGCGAGUUCUUCGACCGCACCGACCUUCCCAACCGCUUCCACCGUCUGCCCUACACUGAAGCCGAGAUUGAAGCCAUUGAGACUGGCGGCGCCAGUCUAUUCGCUUAA
Aspergillus calidoustus is the source of this 363-nucleotide messenger RNA. The record is from the annotation of a GenBank genome assembly. NCBI's taxonomy places the organism in Eukaryota, Fungi, Ascomycota, Eurotiomycetes, Eurotiales, Aspergillaceae.